AUGGCCCAGCUCUCUCCGUCAUCCAAAAAAGUCGACGAAUUUCUCUCGAGCUUAUCACAGAUUUCACAGGAUCGUCUUCGUGAGAACCAGAAACGUCAGCGUGACCUACAACGAGAUAUUGACGAGCUUCGUCGCACAUCUCCACCGAUUCACCAUAACGAACAUGGAAUCACCGAAUUGAAGUUCAACCGCUCUGCCAGAGGCAAUUUCUACGAGAAGUGGAAGGACACACCGCCACAGCUUCCUUCAAGACCCCAUGAUGACGAGUCCCCGCCGUUGCCCAGUCGGCCGAAACCAGAAGCAUACUCUAGUCAUUCAAAUUCUCAACAUUCCAAGCUGGGGAAGCCUGACAAGCCGGAAAAGCCUGAGAAGCUUGAAAGAUUGCGAAGCGAUGAGAACGCUCCAAAUUUGCCCACGAGGCCACAAUCAAUAAACAAUGUUGUGGCUGCAGUGGGAAUCGCAAUGCCUGUCGCUCGAAAGACGGAGAGUGUAACCAAGGCGCUGCUUAAUAUUCCCCAGUAUAGUGCUAGACCCAAGGGUACCAGUGUUUCUGGACCAUUGCGUUCUUUUGGAGAGAUGGAGAAGCAGAUUCAGGCCGGUUCCCGAGUAUUCUCCAAAUCGAAACCUGAUGUUCCUGCGAAACCAGAGAUUAGAUCUGACAAUUCAAAGCCUGAGCUCCCCAAGUCUCAGCUUCUGAACUCUGAGAAUUACCGUCUGGAAUCAUCUACAAGUGAGAACUUUAAAUCAUCUAAGCCUUUGGUGCCAUUGAAACCCAUGAAUAAACCUUUGGUUCCGUUGAAGCCUGUCGUGAAACCAACUGAAACACCUAAGGAGAUACAGCCUAAGUUUGCACCACUCAAGCCGGUGAAGCCAAAAUCGGAUGGUGCGAACACAAAACCUACAAGGCCAGACAAGCCCUCGUUCAAGUCUUUCACUGACCUGGACUCACAAGAGCUCAAACAACAGAUCCAGAGAUUGUCGCCAACUAAGAGCAAUGCAUCUGUGGAACGUGCCUUUGGGGCCCCGAAGCCAAGUCCAUCGUCCUUGAAACCCGUGAAGCCUUCAAAACCUGAGAAGCUCGAGGUUCCAGAAGCGUUGAAUGCGCUUUCAAAGUUGAGACCAGCCAGACCAAUGAAACAUGUCAUUUCAGUGCCACUGAAAGCAGAAGUGGGAAACCAAGGGAAAACUGAAAUCAAGAAAGCGGAGAAAGAAGUCGAAAUCCAAAAACCUAAGCCAUCAAUUCCUGGUGGCAUUCAGACUACAAAGCGGAUUGAGACUCCAACCUCCUCUCAGCCAAAAGACUCGGCUGCCCUCACAUACUCUCAGCCAGAUUUUCGUUCCAAACUCUCUAGUAUCCUUCGUUCAAACACAGAUCCGUCUGCAAACGCUCCAGAGUCUCGUCUUGAGCCUAUUCGAAGAAGUCAAUCUACAAAGGUGUCUACAAAACUUACCCAUCCCAACAAGACAAGAGCAAAAGGUCCAAAACGAAAGUUGCCGAAACAAAUCGGGUCUACUGACUCUACUGACUCUACUGACUCAAUACCAAUCGCAAAUUCCGAUGAGGGGAUAAAAGAGAAACCGAGGUUACCAUCUAGAAAUAUCUCGGUUGGCUCUGAGACUACACUGUUGUAUUUGGACACUACACUGAACAAUUUGAGUGCAUUUGCCAGCACAAAACUGAUGGUUGACGAAAGCCCUAUUACAGUAUCCAAAAAGAAAACUCCUCCAAUCAAACCAAAGAAACCAACAUUGCAGCCAAAACCAAAGAGAAUCAUCUCUGGUGACCUUUUCAUUUAG
Molecule: messenger RNA, 1797 nt
Organism: Sungouiella intermedia
Lineage: Eukaryota; Fungi; Ascomycota; Pichiomycetes; Serinales; Metschnikowiaceae
Source: the annotation of a GenBank genome assembly